UCCCUAAUCAAGAUAUUCCAGGGGUGAUUGCUCUAACGUUGUUUGAAGACUACAUCUACUGGACUGACGGGAAAACCAAGUCACUCAGCCGUGUCCAUAAAACCUCAGGAGCAGACAGACUCUCCCUGGCUAACUCAUGGCAUGUCAUCACUGACGUCCAGGUGUAUCAUUCUUACAGACAGCCUGAUGUUUCCAAGCACCUCUGCAUGAUUAAUAAUGGUGGUUGCAGUCACCUGUGCCUGUUGGCACCUGGGAAGAGCCAUACCUGUGCAUGUCCCACCAACUUCUACCUUGCCACUGAUAACAGGACUUGCCUAUCUAACUGCACAGCCAGUCAAUUUCGUUGCAAAACUGACAAGUGCAUUCCGUUCUGGUGGAAAUGUGAUACCGUGGAUGACUGUGGCGAUGGAUCUGAUGAGCCGGAUGACUGUCCUGAGUUUAAGUGUCAGCCUGGCCGAUUUCAAUGUGGAUCUGGACUGUGUGCUUUGCCUGCAUUCAUUUGUGAUGGAGAGAAUGACUGUGGGGACAACUCAGACGAGCUCAACUGUGACACACAUGUUUGCCUCUCGGGUCAAUUCAAGUGCACCAAGAAUCAGAAAUGCAUCCCAGUGAACCUCAGAUGCAAUGGGCAGGAUGACUGUGGGGAUGAGGAAGAUGAGAGAGAUUGUCCUGAAAACAGCUGUUCUCCAGACUAUUUCCAGUGUAAAACUACCAAGCACUGCAUUUCCAAGCUGUGGGUUUGUGACGAGGACCCAGACUGUGCAGAUGCAUCUGAUGAAGCCAACUGCGAUAAGAAGACCUGUGGCCCUCAUGAAUUCCAGUGUAAGAACAGCAACUGCAUUCCAGAUCACUGGCGAUGUGAUAGCCAGAAUGACUGCAGCGAUAAUUCUGAUGAGGAAAACUGUAAGCCGCAGACCUGUACACUGAAAGAUUUUCUCUGUGCCAGUGGUGACUGUGUUUCUUCAAGGUUUUGGUGUGAUGGAGAUUUUGACUGUGCAGACGGCUCUGAUGAGAGAAAUUGUGAAACAAGUUGUUCCAAAGAUCAGUUCCAGUGUUCCAAUGGCCAGUGUAUAUCAGCAAAGUGGAAAUGUGAUGGCCACGAAGACUGUAAAUAUGGGGAAGAUGAGAAAAAUUGCGAGCAAGCUUCUCCUCGUUGCUCAUCAAGUGAAUAUAUAUGUACCAGUGGAGGAUGCAUUUCAGCGUCUUUGAAAUGUAAUGGAGAAUAUGAUUGUGCUGAUGGUUCAGACGAGAUGGGCUGCGUAACUGAAUGUAAGGAAGACCAAUUUCGAUGCAAAAAUAAAGCCCACUGCAUCCCAGUGAGAUGGCUCUGUGAUGGGACGCACGACUGUGUGGAUGGAAGUGACGAAGAGCUCUGUGACAGAGGAGGAAAUAUAUGCAGAGCUGAUGAAUUCCUUUGCAAUAAUUCCCUGUGCAAACUCUUCUCCUGGAUCUGUGAUGGACAGGAUGACUGCGGAGACAACUCCGAUGAGGCUCCUGAUAUGUGUGUAAAAUUUCUUUGUCCAGCCACAAGACCCCACAGAUGCAGAAAUAAUAGAAUAUGCCUGCCCUCCGAGAAAACGUGCGAUGGAAUUGACGACUGCGGGGACAGCUCAGACGAAGAUCAUUGUGGUAAAUCCGGUAAGGUUACAUAUAAAGCAAAGCCUUGUAAAAAGGAUGAGUUUGCUUGCAGUAAUAAAAAAUGUAUCCCGAUGGACCUCCAGUGUGACCGGCUUGACGACUGUGGAGAUGGUUCUGAUGAGCACGGCUGCAAAACACCUCCCGCUGCAUAUACUUGUGAAGAUAAUGUGAAUCCAUGUGGAGAUGACGCAUUUUGUAAUCAAAUAAAAACAUCUGUUUUCUGUCGCUGUAAGCCUGGAUUUCAGAGAAACAUGAAAAACAGACAGUGUGAAGACCUCAAUGAGUGCUUGGUGUAUGGCACAUGUUCCCAGCAGUGCGUAAAUCUACAAGGAUCAUAUAAAUGUGUGUGUGACCAGAAUUUUCAAGCCCGAAAUAACACCUGCAUAGCAAAAGGCUCUGAAGAUCAAGUUCUCUACAUUGCUAAUGACACUGAUAUCCUGGGUUUUAUAUAUCCAUUCAACUACAGUGGCGAUCAUCAACAAAUUUCUCAUAUUGAACAUAAUUCAAGGAUAACAGGGAUGGAUGUAUAUUAUCAAAGAGAUAUGAUUAUUUGGAGUACUCAGUUUAAUCCAGGAGGAAUUUUCUACAAAAUGAUCCGUGGUAGACAAAAAAGGGAAGCGAACAGUGGCUUGAUUUGUCCUGAAUUUAAAAGGCCCAGGGACAUCGCAGUAGACUGGGUUGCUGGGAAUAUCUAUUGGACGGAUCAUUCCAGAAUGCACUGGUUUAGUUACUACACCACGCCCUGGGCAAAUCUGAGGUACUCAGUCAACGUGGGCCAGCUGAACGGCUCUAACUGCACCCGUCUCCUCACAAACAUGGCUGGAGAGCCCUACGCUAUUGCUGUGCACCCUAAAAGAGGGAUGAUGUACUGGACAGUCAUUGGGGAUCACUCCCACAUUGAAGAGGCUGCCAUGGAUGGUACUCUGAGAAGAAUUUUAGUACAAAAGAACUUACAGAGACCCACGGGCCUGGCCGUGGAUCACCAUACUGAGCGAAUAUACUGGGCUGACGUUGAGCUGUCCGUUAUUGGAAGCGUUCUGUAUGACGGCUCCGAUUCAGUAGUCUCUGUCAGCAGCAAACAAGGUUUGUUACACCCACAUAGGAUUGAUAUCUUUGAAGAUUAUAUAUAUGGAGCAGGACCAAAAAAUGGCGUAUUUCGAGUACAAAAAUUUGGACAUGGUUCAGUAGAGUACUUAGCUUUACAUGUUGAUAAAACAAAAGGCGUUUUAAUAUCUCAUCGUUAUAAACAAUUAGACUUACCAAACCCUUGCUUGGAGCUAGCCUGUGAAUUUCUCUGCUUGCUUAACCCUUCUGGGGCCACUUGCGUGUGCCCAGAGGGAAAGUACUUGACUAACGGAAGCUGUAGUGAUGAGACCCUUUUAGAUGAUGCCUGCGAGUUGACUUGCGAAAAUGGAGGACGCUGCAUUUUCAAUGAGAAGGGUGACGUGAGGUGUCUCUGCUGGCCUAGUUACUCAGGAGAACGAUGCGAAGUCAGCCACUGCAGCAACUACUGUCAAAACGGAGGGACUUGUUCACCUUCAGCUCUAGGGAGACCCACCUGCAGCUGUGCACUGGGGUUUACUGGGCCGAGCUGCGGUAAGACUGUCUGUGAGGACUUCUGUCAGAAUGGAGGGACCUGCAUCGUGACUGCUGGGAACCAGCCUUUCUGCCACUGCCAGGCUGAAUAUACGGGGGACAGAUGUCAGUACUAUGUUUGCCAUCAUUAUUGUGUGAACUCUGAGUCAUGCACCAUUGGCAAUGACGGAAGUGUGGAAUGCGUCUGUCCAACACGCUAUGAAGGGCCGAAAUGUGAGGUGGACAAGUGUGUCAGGUGCCAUGGGGGGCACUGCAUUAUAAAUAAAGACAUUGAAGAUAUAAUUUGCAACUGCACUAAUGGGAAAAUUGCCUCUAGUUGUCAGUUAUGUGAUGGCUACUGUUACAACGGGGGCACAUGCCAGCUGGACCCCGAGACAAGUGUGCCUGUGUGUCUAUGCUCUGCCAACUGGUCAGGCACACAGUGUGAGAGGCCAGCUCCAAAGAGCAGCAAGUCUGGCCACGUCAGCACAAGAAGCAUUGCCAUCAUUGUGCCUCUUGUCCUCUUGGUGACUUUGAUAACUACCUUAGUAAUUGGUUUAGUGCUGUGCAAGAGAAAAAGAAGGACAAAAACCAUCAGAAGACAGCCUAUUAUCAACGGAGGAAUAAAUGUAGAAAUUGGCAACCCAUCCUAUAACAUGUAUGAGGUGGAUCAUGACCACAACGAUGGGACUCUUUUGGAUACAGGCUUCAUAGUCGACCCAACAAAGGCCAGGUAUAUAGGGGGCGGGCCCAGUGCUUUCAAGCUUUCACACACAGCGCCACCCAUCUACCUAAACUCUGAUUUGAAAGGACCACUAACCGCUGGGCCGACAAAUUACUCCAACCCAGUGUAUGCAAAGUUGUACAUGGACGGACAAAACUGUCGAAACUCCUUAGGAAGUGUUGACGAACGCAAGGAACUGCUUCCAAAGAAAAUAGAAAUUGGUAUAAGAGAGACAGUGGCAUAA
Octodon degus (degu) is the source of this 4181-nucleotide messenger RNA. RefSeq names its product low-density lipoprotein receptor-related protein 1B. The annotation marks the transcript as partial. NCBI's taxonomy places the organism in Eukaryota, Metazoa, Chordata, Mammalia, Rodentia, Octodontidae. The record is from RefSeq and is a predicted model, not a curated record. Gene Ontology annotation, molecular function: calcium ion binding; protein binding. The transcript is spliced from 31 exons.